Molecule: messenger RNA, 1344 nt
Organism: Chiroxiphia lanceolata (lance-tailed manakin)
Lineage: Eukaryota; Metazoa; Chordata; Aves; Passeriformes; Pipridae
Gene: HOXD8
Product: homeobox D8
Exons: 2
Coding region: 38-868 (276 amino acids)
Biological process (GO): regulation of transcription by RNA polymerase II
Cellular component (GO): nucleus
Molecular function (GO): RNA polymerase II transcription regulatory region sequence-specific DNA binding; DNA-binding transcription factor activity, RNA polymerase II-specific
Source: RefSeq, a predicted model, not a curated record
CGUGCCCGCGCCCCCGCCCGCCGCUGCCCCCUCCCCGAUGAGCUCCUACUUUGUCAACCCGCUGUACUCCAAGUACAAGGCGGCGGCGGCGGCGGCGGGGGAGCCCAUCAAUUCCCCGUACUACGACUGUCACUUCGCACCCGAGGUGAGCGGCCGACACGCCGCUGCUGCCGCCGCCGCCGCUGCCGCCGCUCUGUUCUACGGGAACGGCGCGGCCGCCGCCGGCUUCCCGCACCCCGCGCCCGGCGGGGUGGGGGGCGGCGGCGGCGCGGCCGCGGACUUUUACCACCCGGCCGGGGGGAGCCCCACGGCCGCCUACCAGCCGCCUCCUCCUCCCCCCGCCGCGCCUCCGCCUCCUGCCCCCUGCAGCGGGGUUACCUGUCACGGGGAGCCCGCUAAAUUUUACGGAUACGAUAACUUACAGAGACAGCAGAUUUUUACGACACAGCAAGAGGCCGAGCUGGUACAAUAUCCUGACUGUAAAUCGUCCAGUGCUAAUAUUGGCGAGGAACCAGACCACUUAAAUCAGAGCUCGUCUCCUGCUCAAAUGUUUCCCUGGAUGAGACCACAAGCAGCGCCUGGUAGGAGGAGAGGAAGGCAAACGUACAGCCGAUUCCAGACUCUAGAGCUGGAAAAGGAGUUCCUAUUUAACCCCUAUCUGACCAGGAAGAGGAGAAUCGAGGUGUCCCAUGCACUAGGACUCACCGAGAGGCAGGUAAAGAUCUGGUUUCAGAACAGGAGGAUGAAAUGGAAAAAAGAGAACAACAAGGACAAAUUCCCCGCUUCCAGACAGGAGGGAAAGGAAGGGGAGGCCAAAAAGGAAGCACAUGAUCUAGAAGAAAACAGAGCUGAAGGCCAGACAAAUUAAUUUUUGCCCUAAAACUCUUUGUGAAAGGCAAUCAAAAAUAACCAGGACCGUCGCCUGACAUCUCGGUUCAUCUACCGCUGUACGUGAUCUUGCCGUAGGACGAGUGACCCCGUGUCCCUCCACUUGACAUUUCCUUUCUUCGGGUGCUUCACUUGUUUAUGGGUUUAUUUUGUUUAUAAGCGUAUCCAGAACAAUCUCUAGAUUUAACAGUUCAUCUACUUUUUUUUUGCAAAUUUGAUACAGAGUUUGUAGCAAUAAAUUUCUAAUUAUAUAUAAAUAUAUAUAUAUAUUUGCAAUCUUAAAAGAUGGUGAUUGCGGGAAACGACAUAAACUUCCUAAUAAUAAAUACCAAUAAGCAAGACAUUUAAGAAUGCUUUAUUAAUCAAGACAAGUGCACUUGUACUAUUUUAAUUCUUGUUCUUAUGUUGAAUAAAUUAUAUAAAUUUAAUAAAACUGAAGAAAAUAUCUUAGAAAUA